AUGGACGAAGAUUACGAUAUCGUUAUUUUGGGUACUGGACUAAAGGAAUGCAUUCUGAGUGGACUUAUGUCCGUUGCUGGCAAAAAGGUUCUUCAUAUGGAUAGGAACAGUUAUUACGGUGGUGAAAGUACUUCCAUUACUCCGCUCGAUGAACUCUUCAAGCGCUUCAAUAAAACGUGUCCUGGUGAACAGGUCUACAAGCGUCUGCGAGAUUGGAAUGUUGAUCUUAUCCCAAAGUUCCUCAUGGCCGAUGGGAAACUCGUGAAGCUUCUUCUCCAUACGGGUGUGACACGUUACCUCGAGUUCAAAUCUGUUGGAGGUAGUUAUGUAUACAAGGGUACCGUUGAUUCCGGACGAAUCUGCAAAGUUCCUAGUAAUGAGCGCGAGGCGCUUUCCUCAGAUCUCAUGGGUAUGUUUGAAAAGCGCCGCUUCAGGAAACUACUCAUAUUCACGGAUGGUGUUGAUGAAAACAAGCCUGAUACUUGGGGAGAACUGCCCUUGAAUAAAUGCACGAUGCAGGCCGUAUUCGACAAGUUUGGGGUUGAUAACAACACUCAGGAUUUCGUCGGUCACGCUAUUUGCCUCUAUCGCAAUGAUGAUUACAAGCGCAAUUUGUGUGCUCUGGACGCAAUUAGGCGAAUGAAGCUCUACAGUGACUCACUGAGUCGCUAUGGUUCCUCUCCCUACCUCUACCCCCUCUAUGGGCUGGGCGAACUGCCUCAAGGUUUCGCGCGUCUUUCUGCAGUUUAUGGGGGCACCUACAUGUUAAACAAGCCCUUUGAAGGGUUUGUCAUGGAGAACGGCAAGGUUGUUGGUGUGAAAUCGGAGGGUGAGGUGGCCAAAUGUUCCAAGGUUAUCUGCGACCCCAGCUAUGCACCUGAUCUUGUUCGGCAGGUUGGGAAGGUUGUGCGUGCCAUCUGCAUUCUGGAUCAUCCUAUCGAUGGCACAAAUGGCAGUACUUCGUGCCAGAUUAUUAUUCCCCAGAACCAAGUUGGUCGAAAGCAUGACAUCUACAUCUCCUGCGUGUCGCACGACCACAACGUGGCAGCAAAGCCCUUCUUCAUCGCCCUCGUUGCUACCACUGUGGAGACCCAACAGCCGGAGCGUGAGUUGGUCCCCGGUAUUCGUCUCCUAGGUCACAUGAUGGACUGUUUCGUCUCUGUCUCCAACCUCUACGAGCCCAUUAACGACGGCAAGGCGAAUAACAUUUUCGUCUCUUCGAGCUAUGACGCUACUACGCACUUUGAGACCACCUGCGAUGACGUUCUCGACAUCUACGAGCGGAUCAUGAGUGAGAAAUUCGACUUCAGUAAGGUGAAGGCAAAUCUGGACGAUGAGCAGUAA
This is a messenger RNA of Echinococcus granulosus, 1344 nucleotides long. Its product is annotated as Rab GDP dissociation inhibitor alpha. Gene Ontology annotation, molecular function: Rab GDP-dissociation inhibitor activity. Gene Ontology annotation, biological process: vesicle-mediated transport; protein transport; small GTPase-mediated signal transduction. The record is from RefSeq and is a predicted model, not a curated record. Gene Ontology annotation, cellular component: cytoplasm. NCBI's taxonomy places the organism in Eukaryota, Metazoa, Platyhelminthes, Cestoda, Cyclophyllidea, Taeniidae. Bases 1 to 1344 code for a protein of 447 amino acids. The transcript has 7 exons.